This is a messenger RNA of Hydra vulgaris (swiftwater hydra), 1343 nucleotides long. RefSeq names its product NADH dehydrogenase [ubiquinone] 1 alpha subcomplex subunit 9, mitochondrial. Gene Ontology annotation, molecular function: protein-containing complex binding. The record is from RefSeq and is a predicted model, not a curated record. Gene Ontology annotation, cellular component: mitochondrion. Lineage: Eukaryota; Metazoa; Cnidaria; Hydrozoa; Anthoathecata; Hydridae.
ACUCGCAAUCUAAAUUAAGUGUUUGGUAAAAAUAACAUUCGAAUACUUUUUAUUUCAAAAUCACCUAAUUAACUAAGAAUAACAUUUACUUGAAAAAAUUUCUUAGUGAUGUUAAGUUUAAAUAAAAUAGCACGUAGUUCUAAAGUGUGGAAAAAUAAUCUAAUUCCAUCUGCUGAUAUACUCCAAAAGAGAAAUUCUACUUCUUAUGAACAUGGAUUAAAAUAUGGUGAUGGAGGAAGAAAUUCAUUUAAUGGCUCAAUUGUAACUGUAUUUGGUGCAACCGGAUUUUUGGGAAGAUAUGUUGUUAACCGAUUAGCUCGUAGAGGAACGCAACUGAUAAUUCCUUACAGAGGUGUAGAUGAUGAAGUUCGAAAUAUUCGUUUGAUGGGAGAUCUUGGGCAGAUAAAGUUUUUUAAUUACAAUCUUCGAGACUAUGAAUCUUUACUUAAGACUAUGACUCAUUCAAGCACUGUUAUUAACUUAGUAGGAAAGAAUUUCGACACAAGGAAUUUCACUAUGUCAGAUUGUAUAGUAACUGGUGCCGCUGACCUUGCUAAAGCUGCUAAAGAAAGCGGUGUCAAAAGAUUUAUUCAUGUUUCUGCAUUAGGAGCUGAAGGAAGUUCUCCUUCACAUUAUUUACGCUUAAAGUCACGUAGUGAGCGAUGUGUUUCAGAUGCAUUUCCUGGUGCUACUAUUAUGCGACCAGCUCCUAUGUAUGGAGAUGAAGAUAGUUACUUUAAUAGAUAUGCAUAUUUCAGAAACUUUCCAAUUGGAAUACCUUUAGCCAAAGGUGGUUGGGAAACUAGAAAAAGACCUGUUGCUGUUUACGAUGUUGCACGUGCCAUUGUUCUAGCCACUCAUGAUCCUACUACUGCAAACAAAACUUAUGAAUUAUAUGGACCUGAAGAAUAUUACCUUCAUGAUAUUGUCAAGUUUAUAUACAGAAUGAUUAAAAGACCUUGUCGAAUAAUUCCUGUUCCUCAAUCUUUAUAUGAACUUGCUGGAUACAUUGGUGAAUUUUCACCAUUUGACAAAAGAAUUACCAAGGACUUUGUGAUUCGGCAAUUCUUAAGUGACGAUGUUCUGGAAGAUGCAUUUACAUUUGAAGAUCUUGGAAUAACACCAGUUAAUGUUAAUGAUGCAGCAUUAAAUAUUUUACGUCGCCACCGACACUACUACCAUUACUCAGAAAUCAUGAAAGAAGAAGAAUUUAUUAAACCAAUUCAACAGUAACAUUCAAAAACCAAUGUGUAAAUAAUGCAAUUUAAUAUUGACCUUCAUCCCACUAAAAUUAAUAUUUUUUUUGGGGGUUGGAAUUUUAAAUAAAUAUUAUCUCCACAAUA